AUGUCAAAGUUAAUAGUAAGACUGUCGGUCUGCCUUGUCUUCCACUGCAUUUUAUAUCCACCUUGCAUUCCUGCUCCAACAUGGGACUCUGCUUCUGCUUUGAAUGGGUCUCCCAGGAACAAGCUGCUGCUCAUCUCUUUCGAUGGCUUCCGCUGGGAUUACGACCGGGAUAUCGAAACCCCCAAUCUGGAUAAAAUGGCUAAAGAUGGCGUUAAGGCGCUUUACGUCACACCGCCUUUCCUCACCAUCACUAGCCCGGCUCACUUCUCGCUUCUUACAGGAACCUACGUAGAGAAUCACGGAGUAAUACACAACAUUUGGUUUAACACAACCACUCAGGAGAAAAAGCAGUACCAUGCGGCUCAGUUCGUUGAUUCCUAUUGGGACAAUGGCAGUUUACCUAUCUGGAUAACAGCACAGAGACAGGGACUAAAAGCAGGCUCUCUGCAUUUUCCUGGCACAGCCGCAACAUACAAAGGAGAGACUGUCCAAGUGAGGCAGGUGGAGCCGCCAAUCUAUAACCACGGAAACGAGACGGAAUGGAGGCUAAACAUAGAUAAGGUGAUUGGAAAAUGGUUCCACCAACAGGACUUGGACUUUGUCUCCUUGUAUUUUGGCGAACCGGAUUUGGUCGGACAUAAAUUUGGACCGGAUUCUCCAGAGCUCAGGCAGAUGGUGCAGCAAGUGGAUCGUACUGUAGGCUACAUUCGGGAUAAGAUCCAUGAACACGAUCUAACGGAGCGACUCAACGUGAUCAUUACUUCUGACCACGGGAUGGCUAGAAUACUACCGGAUAAACAAAUUCAGAGGAUCGUCUUGUCAAAAAUCCCGGGCUUCAGCUUCAAUGAUAUUCAGUUUCAACUUCUGGAUUACGGCCCCGCUGGAAUGUUGCUUCCCAAAGAAGGUCAAUUAGAGAAAGUAUAUAAGGCUCUGAAGGGAGGCCACCCUCACCUUCACGUGUAUAAAAAGGAGGAGGUGCCAGCACGACUGCGUUAUAGCUCACAUUCAAGACUCCUUCCCCUCAUCCUCAUGUCUGAUCCCGGAUAUGUGAUAAGCGGGUUUUUACCAUUGCAAUUUAACAAAGGAGAUCACGGCUUUGAUAAUGAAGCCAUGGAUAUGAAAGCCUUCUUCAGAGCCGUGGGGCCCGAUUUUCAGAAAAACCUGAUCGUCGAUCCAUUUGACCUGGUUAACGUGUACCCGCUGAUGUGCCAUUUGCUCAGAAUUAAACCAGAACGCAAUGAUGGACACUUGGACAAAACCAAACACAUGUUGAUCCACGAGGAGAACACAGGAAGCGACCAUAAUGCUGCGGAGAGCCACGCUGAAAUGGAAGCGCCGAUAGGCUUGGCAUUCAUGAUAGGAUUCCUCUUCCUUAUAUUUAUCCUCACCAUUUCCUACAACAUGUGCAAAAGGACAAAAGCUUGAACACCCUCGAUAAACUCAUUACAUAUAACUACUGCCUCACCAGAAAGAAAUAGUCAGACAGAAAACUAGGAAAGUAAUAAAAUACAUAAAUCUGUGGAAAAUUCCAACAAAAUGCAUCUUGGGAAUUGUCCUUGCAUUGGCGGGUCCUAUGAUUGCUUGGCUGUAUUUGUAAAGCUUUGGUUGCCCCUUAGUAGCUCAUUGGGGUAACUACCCUAAUUUUUGCACGAUAAGGCGCACCUGACUAUAGGCCGCAGCCCACCAAAUUUGGCACAAAAACGGCAUUUGUUCAUAGAUAAGCUGCACUGGACUAUACGCCGCAGCUGUCCUCACUGUAUCAUGGGAUAUUUACACCAAAAGAUAUUAACCGGUAAAACUUUAUUUGACAGCGGCAUCAUACGACUGUCAAAAGACCAAAUGAAGCACCAUGAAGCUUUAAACCAAUUUGCUGCAAAGCUUUAUUGCUUCAAGAAGCUUCAUUUGGCCAUCACUGCUCCCUUGGGGGAGACAGUCAACCUCUGCUGCCAUCUGCUGUCAACACUGUUGUCAUCCAACAUGCCUCUUAGCAUACAUUGCAGCGCUACAGAUGUAAAUAACAAUAAAAAAUCAUGU
Molecule: messenger RNA, 2034 nt
Organism: Corythoichthys intestinalis (scribbled pipefish)
Lineage: Eukaryota; Metazoa; Chordata; Actinopteri; Syngnathiformes; Syngnathidae
Product: ectonucleotide pyrophosphatase/phosphodiesterase family member 7-like
Exons: 5
Coding region: 1-1425 (474 amino acids)
Source: RefSeq, a predicted model, not a curated record